GCUCGGCCGUCUGGCCUAUGGCAAACGCCAAGAAUUAAUUAGGGGCGGGGAUGGAGGAGCGUCUGUCAGGAGAUCGCCAUAUUUCUGUACGGCCGUGGGGCAGCCCCGGCAGUCCCUGGGUCAGGAGAGGUGCUGACAAGGCGGGGCAGACGCUGGGCUUCUCCGGCUUUACCCCUCCCGCUGAGGACAGGUGGCUGCAGCGCGCCCCGCCUCCGCCAGCUGCGAGUGAGAACCAGGGAGGGCCAGUCCGGGACGGCCACCGCCAGCUGCGAGUCGGGGGACAGCUCGGUCUAGUGCAGGACAGCCGGCCGAAGGGUCCGGCAGCGGCAAACCAGUAUCCUGGCGGCCAAAAAAAUGCUCCUGUACCGAGGGGCCCCCGCGGGCCCCGGCGCGCUGGGCGGCGGACUGGCCCGGCCGGGCAGCGUCCCGCAGGCCUUCGGGAUCCGCCUGAGCACGAUGAGCCCCCGCUACCUCCAGAGCAACUCCAGCAGUCACACGCGACCCUUCAGUGCCAUCGCGGAGCUGCUAGAUAAUGCUGUAGAUCCAGAUGUAUCUGCCAGAACCGUCUUUAUAGAUGUCGAGGAAGUCAAGAAUAAACCUUGUUUGACCUUUACUGAUGAUGGAUGUGGGAUGACACCUCACAAACUCCACCGGAUGCUCAGCUUUGGCUUUACAGAUAAAGUAAUAAAGAAGAGCCAGUGUCCCAUCGGGGUCUUUGGUAAUGGUUUCAAGUCGGGUUCCAUGCGGCUAGGAAAAGAUGCUCUUGUCUUCACCAAGAAUGGAAAUACUCUCGCUGUCGGACUUCUGUCACAGACCUACCUGGAGUGUAUCCAGGCCCAGGCAGUCAUUGUCCCAAUUGUCCCAUUCAGCCAGCAAAGCAAAAAAAUGAUUGUUACUGAAGAUUCUUUGCCGAGCCUAGAGGCCAUCUUGAACUAUUCAAUUUUCAACAGUGAACAAGACCUGCUGUCUCAGUUCGAUGCUAUCCCAGGGAAAAAAGGCACCCGUGUUCUCAUUUGGAAUGUCCGCAGAAACAAAGAUGGAAAGUCUGAGCUGGACUUUGAUACAGAUCAAUAUGAUAUCCUGGUAUCAGACUUUGAUGCUGAAGAAAAAGACAUCAGUGGUGUUACCUCCGAGCUGCCAGAAACAGAGUAUUCCUUACGAGCAUUUUGUAGUGUUCUAUAUAUGAAGCCCCGGAUGAAGAUUUUUCUGCGGCAAAAGAAGGUGACUACCCAGAUGAUUGCUAAGAGCCUUGCUGAUGUGGAACAUGAUAUAUAUAAAUCUCCCUUCACGAAUAAGCAGGUGAAAAUCACAUUUGGAUUCUCUUGCAAAUAUCAUAACCAGUUUGGAAUAAUGAUGUAUCAUAACAACCGCCUUAUCAAGGCCUUUGAGAAGGUGGGCUGCCAGUUAAAGCCAACUUGUGGAGAAGGUGUGGGAGUAAUUGGAGUCAUUGAGUGCAAUUUCCUAAAACCUGCCUACAACAAACAAGACUUUGAGUACACCAAGGAGUACCGGUUGACAAUGAGUGCUCUUGCCCAGAAACUCAAUGCUUAUUGGAAGGAAAAAACAUCUCAAGAGAAUUUUGAGAACUUACCUAUAUCCAGGAAGAUUCCUGACCAGACAUGGGUACAGUGUGAUGAAUGCCUGAAGUGGAGGAAACUUCCUGGAAAGGUGGAUCCAUCCACAUUACCUGCAAGAUGGUUUUGUUACUAUAAUCCCCAUCCAAAAUACAGGAGAUGCUCUGUUCCAGAAGAACAAGAACGCAUGGAAGACUUAUACCUGAGCAAGGCUAAGCAACAAGAUGAAACUGUUGAGAAGAAGCAGCAGCCUGUGGAAGGUGACAAGCACCAGGUCCUCAGCAAUCCACUAAAGACUCCCACUACACAAGAGAUGGGUGACCUAACUGACAAGACGAUGGGCUGUGAGCGAAUCAAUAGCCCCAGGCUGCUUUCAUCUGGUGGGGAAGAAAACAGAUCACCUCUUCACCUUAAGUCUCUGGAUUCCAGUGUUUUCCAGUUUUCCAGUAAGUACAAAUUGAUGCUCGGUGAGGAGCCUGUGGAGAAACGAAGGAGGCUCCAGAGCGAGAUGAUACCAUCUCCUAUAGAUUACUCCAUGUCCAGUCCUUACAGGAGGGCAGAAGCAGCUGCAGCCCACCCAGAAGGAGACAACAGCCAAGAUCAAUUCAGUUCUGAGAGAAGUACACCACCAUACCUCCUACCAGAAUACCCAGAAGCAAACAAGAAUAUAGAGCGGAACCAGGAAGCUCCGGCACUUGGUCCAGGGGCCCAGGACCACGACCAGGAGUCCCUGCUUCCUGAAGAGCUAGAAGAUCAGAUGCCAAGAUUGGUAGCAGAAGAAUCUAACAGAAGCAGUAGCGAGAACAUAAACAGAGAAGUGAAUAAAGGGCCUUUUGUAGCUGUAGUCGGUGUUGCGAAGGGACUUACAGAUUCAGGAGCUCCCAUCCAGCUAAUCCCUUUUAACAGGGAGGAGUUUGUAGGGAGAAGAAAGGCAGCAGGAUCCCGGAAUCCUUAUUCUUCUGUGGCCCCUGCCGCAGCAACCACUGCAGGGAAAGGAAAAGGCUGCCAGGAAAGCGGAGGGCGCAACAUGCCAAAGAUCAAGAACCAGAAAGAAUUGGAGGAAUUGAAGAGAACCACGGAAAAACUGGAGCGUGUUUUGGCUGAAAGGAAUUUGUUCCAGCAAAAGGUAGAGGAGCUGGAACAGGAGAAGAAUCAUUGGCAUUCUGAGUUUAAGAAAGUUCAACAUGAAUUGGUGACCUAUAGCACCCAGGAGACAGAAGGCUUAUACUGGAGCAAGAAGCAUAUGGGUUAUCGCCAAGCUGAAUUCCAGGUUCUGAAAGCUGAACUAGAAAGAACCAAAGAAGAGAAGCAAGAACUAAAAGAGAAACUGAAAGAGACAGAGACACACCUGGAAGUACUGCAGAAGGCCCAGGUCUCCUGCCGGAAGCCAGAGGGAGAUGACCUAGAAAGGGCUUUGGCAAAGCUUACGCGGCUACGUAUCCACGUCAGCUAUCUCCUUACUUCUGUCCUCCCUCACUUGGAGCUUCGUGAGAUCGGGUAUGACUCCGAACAAGUGGAUGGGAUCCUGUACACGGUGCUGGAGGCAAAUCACAUACUGGAUUGAGCACCAGACUAUAUAUCCUCUCCUAGCUUUCUUUUCUCUGGUCUGCCUGUGUGCCGUGUGCCCUCCCUUGUCUCUCUCCUCCUUUCUCUCCCUCCCCUAGCCUUUGUUUCUUUUUCACCUUUAUGCCUUAUAUGGGGACUCUUUAAAUAAGUCCUGGUUCUUCAUCAGUGUGCUUCACAUUCAGUGUGGGCGAGGGGAAAGAGACCCGUUCAACAGCCAUUUAAGAGUCCAGGAAGAGAAAACGCAAUAGUCACCAAGUUAGGUGACCUGAAAGCUCUAACUGUCAUGAUCUAGAUACUUGGCCUGUCUCGUGUUCUGAUAAUGGUUCGUGUUCAUUUAGGAUAAAUCGGUCAGCAAAUGUUGGGUCCAAUGUACCUGGUGGGAUAAAUCAGGCUUUUCAGCCCUGCCAAGGUUGAAACACUCUAGUAGGAAGCACAAGGCACAGCAAGUUAACUAAUGAUCCAAAGAAGGGUAUAGUGUGUGUGCGUGGUGGAAAGAUGACUGAGAAGAUGAAGAAGAGCAAUGUAAAAAAGGAAGGCAGUGCACCGUAAGUGGGACCUAAACGAAGCGUCAAAGAGUGAGCAUGACAACACUCUCAAUCAUGCUUGUUGCCUAACUGGUAGGAUUAUGGUUGAUAGUUUUUCUCCUUCCUAUCUUCUUGCCCUUUUCAAAUUUUCUAUAGCAUUCUUGUUAUUCUUCUUACAUUGGAAAAUAAAUUGUUUUGAAAGCUAACAAGUAGGCUUGAAUUUGGGUGUCAAAUGAGAUGUUUAUGAAAGUAUAAAGUCAUUUUACACUUGUAAUUUAUGUUGAGUUUAACAUUACCUCUGGGGAGACAGCAUAAACAAAUGUGCAAAAAAAAAUCCAGAAUGUGAAAUGUGUUUGGUAAGAGUACUAGGUUCAUGUAAAAGGAACCCACCAACCAACUCAUCAAUUCUCCAUGGCAUUUUUAUUUUAAUAACAGAUAUGUGAAAAUAAAUAUAUAAGGAUCAAAACUUUGUAUGUAUCAUCACAUUAUUAAAUUUUAGGUAUCAUGGGAAAUAUUUUAGAAUAGAAAGAUUUAGUUGCCAUCCCUUGUAAUAUACCUACAUACUUUCUAGGCUAUAUAGAAUAAGAGGUAGACCUCAGAGUACAGAAAUAGUACAUCUUAUACUCAUGCAAAGAAGAUGUUUUAUGAAUCCAUUGCUUUUAUAUUUAUGUAGUAUAUAGUCUCCAAAGAGUUAAAGGUACUCCUGAAAGGUUGCUGUACAGUAAAUAUAUAUAUAUAUAUAUAUAUAUAUAUAUAUAUAUAUAUAUAUAUAUAUAUAUGCCUAUGUAUACCUCUGUAUAUGUGUGUCUCAGCAUUGAAAACUAGGAAGUAGAGGAGAGGAAUAAUAAAAGGGAGGUGGAAUCCACCAGCAGUAAAAGGAUUCUGUAGUACAGACAAAACACUUUGGAUAGUGAUUCUGUUUUACUCAGUAAAUUUACUUCAGAAGACUGUCCCAAGAAUACUUGACCUCCUUUGACGGGAAGCCCAUAAUAAAUAGAUAUUCCUGUGAGUCUGUGGAGAAUAUGAGGAGGCCACAGCCAGGCUUCACCAUUAGAAUGGUACUUAAACAUCCCCCUGCUCCUACCACUCUACCUCACCCCAGCUUUAGCACGCUGCAUGAUUAACUUCCGUGUUCAACAUUUGCAUCAGUCUAUCCAAGGCCUCGGUUGUCUAAAUGGGGUCAUUAACAAGGGAAGGAUAACACAUGCAGUUAUUUUCUCAGUGAUACUUGUUUGUCAGAUGGGGACUGGGAGCGGUGGGACUUUUGCACAGAUAAGAAUAAUGUGAAUGGGAGCCCAGGAGAGGAGGAAUUUCAGUGAAUGGAAAGUUUAGUCUGUAUAGCUAUUGGUUGGAUGAGUGGGGGAGGCAGAUAAUUGAGCUCUAAAGGGGAAGAAAGAUUGAAAUCUUAACUCAUCUUUACCGGUGCUUCCGGUCUGCACAAACUCCCUGGUUUAUGUGCUGUCAGCCUGUGGUUUUGAACCCCCACUGCUUCUUCCAGCAACACUCACCUGUGUUAGUCUAUCCACUCCAGUAACAGAGCUAUUGCUUUGUUACCUAUUUACCCUGACACCGCAUACAGACACCUAGGUUCAAACUCCAACCUUUUACAGAUGUCCCCCAAGACCAGACCGCCCGCCUGGCCUGCCUAUACUUCCUUUCAGCAGCCCUUCAUCAUUUGCACUGCCCUAACCUGCCUAUACUUCCUUCCUUUCAGCAGCUCUUCAUCAUUUGCACUGCCCUAGCUCACUUGGUCUACUGGGAACAUGGCAAGCUGUCAACUAACCUCAGAGGCUACACUGGUACUCUGCCCUCUGAUACAUUCUUUAACCUUGCUGCAAUAAAAGGAUUCUCUAGUUGCAGACAAAACACUAUGAAACGUGACCCAUCAGAGAUAAAUAUUCCUGUGAGUCUCGAACUCAUAUUAAAUACCACUGUGGAAAGACUGGAGUGUUGCCCAUCCUUACCAGAAGCCAUUCUAGUAUGAAAACAGGUACUAACAGUAAAGAAAACAGGUGCCUCCUCCUGGCCUUCCUCUGAGGUUAACAUAAAUCUUCUUACAAAUGUUUCCCUUUAACUGGCCAUAGUUAGCAUGUGGGCACUUGUUAUCUCAUUCCUUGACAGUUGAAAUCAAUUCUUAAUUGGCCUCCCUCAUCUCCUAUUCUCAUUCCUCAAUACACACUUCUUAAUAUCACUAAAUAGCUCUUAACAACUUUAUCAGGUCAUGUCUCUGCUCAAAGACAUUAUUGCUCUCUCUUGCCACAAAAUGUUAUACAAAUUCUUUAGUGUGGUUCUCAAGCCCUGUGUUGUCUGGGGUACUCUCCUCUAUACACUCAUCUUCCAACAAGCCAAACACAAAGCUCUAUUCUACCUACAUUGAACUCCUUUUCAAUUUCUGAAUGCAUCUUAAGAUUUUUGUCCUCUGCCUUUGCUAUUCCACUCUUGGAAUGUUCUCUUAAUCAUCUUUCCUUUGGCUAAAAUGCCAACUUAUUUCGGAAAAUUCCUCUAACCCAGGAAAGCAUGAAAUUUUUCUUUGAAUGUUUAAGCCUUGUGUCAUUUCUAAGACUUGUAUCAUAAACUUCCUGAUCCUACUUUCCCUAUUAGAAAGCUUCAAAUUGAUAUUCAACUGCCUACUUGACAUUUACACUUACAUAUCUCACAGACAUUUCAAGUAAAUCAUGCUAAAAAUAAACAGCGACAUACCCCAGGACUUUUCCUCCCCCACAAUUUUCUUCAUGUUAGAAAAUGGCACCUCUUCCCACUCAGUUGCUUAAGCUAGAAACCUGGAAGUCAUCCUUAAUUCCUUUUCUCAUUCCCUACAUCCAGUCUGUCAACAUGUCUGUUGUUUCUAUUUCCAAAGCAUAAUCUUGACUGUACUAGCUUUUCCCACAGCCUCAGUCUAAACUCCCAUCACUCCUUUCCUUGGAUCAUAACAGCUAACUAGAGACCUUGGAUCCUCUCUUGCGCUCACAAUUGUCAUGUCACUAGAAAUGGUGUACCUUUAGAAAGUAAAAUAAAAGUCAAAUCAUGUGACUCUCUGCUUAAAGGCAAUACCUCACUUCUCAUUUCAUUUAGAGUAAAACCGCCCUGUCUUACAAGUGUCUUACAAGACCCCUGCCUACCUCUUACAUUUGUCUCAGUGAUCUUUCAUCAUUUAUCACUUCACAUACGGCCCCUUCCCCUGCAUACUUGGCUUCCGACUGAAACAUAGCAAGCUCUCACUUAAGCUCAGAGCCCUCAGACUGUGCCUUCUCCUGAGAUGUUCUUUACCCAUUCUGUCCAACUGGAGUGCUGUGUUUCCAGUCUUGGCAUGAUUCACUCUUCCUGAUUCUAUCUUCUUCCUAGAUAUGCCUUCCAUUUUUUCUCUAUUUCUGCCAUAUUAUCUUCCCACCAUUUCCUUGUUUUGUUUCCGGUUCAUAGCAAGCUUGUAUACUUAGUCAUUUUCAUUCAUUAAAAAAAAUAUUCACUGGGCACCUACUCUAGGCUGAGUGAUACCCAGUGGUGAAUAUAACACACAUUGUUUGUAUAUACCUGUUUCAGUAAGUUCUAUAAGACCAUGCUUGGUUUGCUAACCACUGUAUCCUACUGCUUAUCAUAGUACCUGGGAUAUAGUAAAUAAGCAAUAAAUGGUUGUUAAUGAA
Messenger RNA from Peromyscus californicus insignis, 7302 nucleotides. RefSeq names its product MORC family CW-type zinc finger 4 (gene Morc4). NCBI's taxonomy places the organism in Eukaryota, Metazoa, Chordata, Mammalia, Rodentia, Cricetidae. The coding region runs from base 355 to 3138 and encodes 927 amino acids. The record is from RefSeq and is a predicted model, not a curated record. Gene Ontology annotation, cellular component: nucleus; nucleoplasm. The transcript has 17 exons. Gene Ontology annotation, molecular function: ATP hydrolysis activity; zinc ion binding.